Sorghum bicolor (sorghum) is the source of this 1191-nucleotide messenger RNA. Its product is annotated as calcineurin B-like protein 6. Lineage: Eukaryota; Viridiplantae; Streptophyta; Magnoliopsida; Poales; Poaceae. The coding region runs from base 271 to 942 and encodes 223 amino acids. The record is from RefSeq and is a predicted model, not a curated record. Gene Ontology annotation, molecular function: calcium ion binding; kinase binding. Gene Ontology annotation, biological process: calcium-mediated signaling. The transcript is spliced from 9 exons.
AGAUCACGAGGAGAACAUACCAACGACAUCCUCAGGUUCCAGAACCGCUGACGUGGCGCUCCUCCUCCUGCUCCUCCUCCGCCGGCGAUUCGCUCCCGUCCCUCCUCUCGCGGCCACGCCCUCCCCGGCGCCUCCGCAACCUCUCACCGCCGGCCCCCGCCCGCCCUCCGUCCCCCCUCCACGCCUCGAACAGCCCGCCUCCAUCCGCGAGGAGGAACCCCGAUGAGCUCGGAGACGUGUUGAUUUGGAUAGCUAUUCGUAGAGUGUGCAAUGGUGGACUUCGUUCGACGGCUUGCCUCUGUCCUGCUCAAGUGCUGCGAUCUCGACAUACCCAGUCGGCCAAAGGGCCUUGAGGACCCUGAACGCUUGGCUAGAGAGACUGUUUUUAAUGUGAAUGAAAUCGAGGCUCUGUAUGAGCUGUUCAAGAAGAUUAGCAGCGCUGUGGUUGAUGAUGGCUUGAUUAACAAGGAAGAAUUCCAAUUAGCUCUGUUUAAGACCAACAGAAAGGAUAGCAUGUUUGCUGAUCGGGUAUUUGACUUGUUUGACACGAAGCACAAUGGAAUUCUUGAAUUUGAGGAAUUUGCUCGAGCCCUUUCUGUGUUCCAUCCAAGUGCACCAAUUGAUGACAAAAUUGAUUUUGCUUUCAAACUGUAUGAUCUCAAACAACAAGGUUUCAUUGAAAAGCAGGAGGUCAAGCAAAUGGUGGUCGCAACACUUGCUGAAUCAGGAAUGAAUCUUUCAGAUGAUAUUAUCGAAGGCAUUAUUGAUAAGACAUUUGAGGAAGCGGAUACAAAGCACGACGGGAAAAUCGACAAGGAGGAAUGGCGUAGCCUUGUCUUGAGGCAUCCAUCUUUGUUAAAAAAUAUGACCCUCCCAUAUCUCCGGGAUAUCACCACAACAUUUCCAAGCUUUGUGUUCAACUCGCAAGUAGAGGAUGCGUGAGGUCCCAGCGUCUAAGGCACCACUCAAGCCCCUGGGGCACAGCAGUUCAUGUUCUGUAGGGGCACUAGUGUGUUUUUGUUUCCUUGAAAAUGUAAAUUUUAUGUGCUGGCACGUCCUCCUUUUGUAUAGUGAGUAUUGCUAUUGUGCACAGAAUUGCAGCAUGAAGCGUUUCUUGUCAUGUGUUUAUAAAAUGUUCUUCAAACAUAUUGUUCAUCAAAAGCUAAAGUAAGAUUUGAACCGAGUCUAAAA